This is a messenger RNA of Lingula anatina, 7784 nucleotides long. RefSeq lists its product as uncharacterized. Gene Ontology annotation, cellular component: intracellular anatomical structure. Lineage: Eukaryota; Metazoa; Brachiopoda; Lingulata; Lingulida; Lingulidae. Gene Ontology annotation, molecular function: ATP binding; zinc ion binding; 3'-5' RNA helicase activity. The record is from RefSeq and is a predicted model, not a curated record.
CACAACAGACGAUCUAAAUGUCAGCGAAAUGUUCUACUGCUAGUUAGAGUAUAACUAGUAAAAAAGUUCGGUUGUGAAAUUAUGAUAUUUUGGAACCUAUGACAUUGGCAGUCUGUGAUGAUAACCACUGGCUCCAAGCCAUAUACCAUUAAAACCAACUAAAGCCAGAUGCCAGUUUGCUUAGUUUACAUGACUGCUGUGCCUAUUGUGCUAACCUGUUUAGUUUGGAGUAAUUGAACACCAGAACUAUGUCAUCUGACAGAAGUGAUUUUAAGUCCGUAAAGUCACCUAACACAGAUCAAGUGCCAUCGCUUGCUGGAACAUAUGGUGGGAAAAAAACUUUAGACAAAGGUAAAAGACUGCUCAAACCUAGUUAUAGACAAAAUGACCCACAGCAACUUGUCCCACCUUCAACCUCAAAUGUGGUUUAUCCACCCAGAACCAGAAAGAAAAACAAAAAGCAUGAAGAUAAUUCCAAAACCACCUUGCAGACAGAUGCCAGGAUUUCCCCUAAAGCACGCAAACCCAUUCCUGCAGAAGUUUUGGUGAAAUUGAAAGAGAAAAUUUUGCUUAACGAUGAAGAGAGAGUGAAGCCAUAUUUUCAGCACAUUAUGUCUCAGACCAUAGACUUUGAAGCCAAACUAGUCUCAGAGAUGGCAAGUGACUCAUCAACACAGGUUCUUCUUGUCUUUCCUAGCAAGAAUCUAGCCAAACGGGCUCUCAGCUCCUUGCAAAAGUUAAUUCAUGUUAAGGAUUCUACCAUUGAAAGUGUAAAAUUCAAGCAGUGCAAUGAAGAUACAGAUGAGACAAAGGCUCUACUCCAGAAACAAGAGAUAGAAGUCCAAGAGAAAGGGGACAAACUUCUUGAUGAACACUCAAAAAAGAUUUCUGAGGUGGCCAAUCUUUUGAAGAAAACCCAUGUUCAGCGACAUGUUCCCUUGGCUGAGUAUGAGCGCAUAACUUCAGAGAAGGCAGCACUUCAAGACAAACUUUCAGAGUUGAACAACCAGAAGAAGGAGUUUGCAGACUUCUUGAAAAUGACCAAGAAUCAUUUCAGGGAAAUCCAACCAUCAAAACAUUUUCAUGAGGAUAUAUUUGAAAUAAGGAAAGCAUUUGGUCGAGAGUGCCACAAGCUCACUUCAGCCCUGCCAAUGUAUGCCAGACGAGGGGACAUCUUGAACACAGUGAUGAACAACCAGGUAUCUGUGAUACUUGGAGAAACAGGUUCUGGUAAAAGCACCCAGCUGGUGCAAUACUUACACCAAGUUGGACUAGGGAAAAAGGGAAUCAUAGCAUGCACCCAACCAAGAAAAGUGGCAGCCAUCAGCCUUGCCAGACACGUCUCCUCAGAAAUGGGAUGUGCAGUUGGGGGUGAAGUUGGGUUUCAAGUUGGGAUGCAGAAGAAGAGAGGUCCAAAUACAUCCAUUAUUUACAUGACAGACCAUGUCCUUUUGAAUGAAUGUCUCAAGGAUAACCUUCUGAAUUGCUACUCUGUCAUUAUCAUAGAUGAAGCUCAUGAACGCAGUAUACAUACAGACCUACUGAUUGGUAUGGUGAAGUCCUGCUUGAAGCAACGCCCAGAACUUAAGGUUAUAAUAACUUCUGCAACAAUUGACCCUGAUGUUUUCGUCAGUUAUUUUGGUGGAUGUCCAGUUCUGCAAGUCUCUGGACGCACAUUUCCAGUUGAAGUUGUUUGGAAAGAUACUCCUAGGCAACCUAAUUCAGACCAUGUGCGCGAGACUGUUGUGAAAGCCAUUGCAGUACACCAAACAGAGCCUGAGGGUGACAUACUGGCAUUCUUGACAUCACCAACAGAAACAGAAAAGGCUUCUGUUAUAUUAGAGGCACAGUUACCAUUCCCUGAUGAGGUUAUUUGCUUACAGCUCCAUGGCAGACUACAAAGUGAUGAACAAAACAAAGUUUUUGAGCAAACUCCCGUAGGGAAACGAAAGAUAGUUUUUGCUACCAACAGUGCAGAAACUUCUAUCACCAUCCCAGGUAUUAAGUAUGUCAUUGAUUCAGGGCUUGUCAAAGAAGUGAGAUAUGAUCCAAAGAAAAACAGAUCUUCGCUGGAUGUUGUGACUGUGAACCAAAGCUCAGCAGAGCAAAGAAAGGGGCGAGCUGGAAGAAUAUCUUCAGGCAAAUGUUUCAGAUUGUACACCAAAGAAGAGUAUGAAUCAUCUGAAAGAAUAUCUACACCAGAGAUCCUAAGAGUUCAUGUCAGUGGGGCUCUUCUAAAACUUCUGGAGAUUGGCAUUCCUAAUCCAUUAGAAUUUGAUUAUGUUCAGCCACCCCCACUGGAGGCCCUUGAGUAUGGUAUGAGGUCCCUGCGUGAGCUAGGAGCAGUUGAUGACCAGGGCAUCACAGAAGUAGGAAAGCAGAUGGCCAAACUUCCAUUGGAACCCCAUCUAUCACGCCUGGUGCUGUUAGGAAUAGAAGAAGGUAUAGGCUUUGAAGCUCUUGUUUUAGCUGCAGUCACAUCCACCUCAAGCAAUAUCUUUUUUCGCAAAGGUACAGAAGAUGAGAAGGAAAUGGCAGACAAACUGAAGACCACUUUUUGUCAUCAAGGUGGAGACAGUGUGACUUUUGUUAAUGUUUACAGAGAAUGGAAUAAAAUACCAGACAAGCAGAAAAGCAGGUGGUGUGUAGGAAACUUCAUCAAUGCAAGGGCCAUGCGCUGCAGUCGAGAUGCAGUACAAGAGAUGAUUAAAAUUGUGAAAUCAGAAAUCGGUUUAAAAGUGCCAUAUGCAUUUCACUCAGAAGAAGAAAUGGUUCAGAAAUUACCUCCAAUACUUUUCAAAACAUAUGGAGCAAGACACCUCUGUCUGUAUCUAGGGCACAGUAAAGCAGGGUACUUGGUUGCAAGGCUAGGCCAGGCUGUCCAAAUCCAUCCUUCCUCUGCCUUGAAAUAUCUGGGAUCCUCUCCAAAGUGGCUAGUGUACCAGUCUCUACUUUCUACAUCGCAAGAUUUUGCAAUGAACUUGACACCUGUUGAGGAGGGACUAGUUGUUGAGGCUACAGAGUCUGGUCUGUUAAACAUUGACCUCGAGCAACUUGAAGCACAGACCCUUUCUGCUGUUUCACUUUUCUUUGGAAGAGAACUUAUGCUAAAGUUAAUUGGUCCAAAAUUUUCCACACUGUGUGGCUUGCAGAAGAAGAUAUCUGCUGAAAUAGGUGGAGGAAUGGUGAUUAUUGAUCCAAUUCGAGUUACAGGGGAGGUGAAGGUGUACUGUCAAACUAGUGGUCAUGACACAGCUGUUGAAAUGAUUGCCAGGCAUCUGGAAUGUGAAAAAGAAAAACUGAGAGAAGAAACAUGUGAACUACCACUGCACCAUUCACCAGGGUCUGUCCAUGCUAUUCUUGGUUGUGGAGGACAGACAAGAUGGAUCUUGAUGCCAGAGCAGUACACGACUGUUGUGAUAGUCACCAAGGGAGAAGAAAAGCCCUCAACUCAUGAUAUAAUAGAGAAAUUCUCCAUGUUUGGAAAAAUCGUUUCCCACUUUGAGUUCAAGAAAAACAACAGUGCUAAUGUUAAAUGGGGAAAAAUCACCUUCAGAAAUCCAGAGUCUGCUAGUCAAGCUGUAAACAAGACAUCUGGACUAUCAAUAUCUGCUCGCCCAGGGACCAGUGUAGGUAUUGAUUCAAAGAUGCAAGAAUAUAAAAUGCGUCUACAGUGGUGCCGUAGACCAACAAGAGGUUUUGGUUUUGUUAACUUUAAAGACAUUGAUGACUACAUUCUUGCCAGUUCCAGCACCCAAGUGCUUCGUGUAGGUACCAGUUAUGCAAAAUUGAGGCCAGGAAAAGGCAAACCAAAUGAGAUCUUUAUUUCUAAUUUGGAUAAGAAUGUUGAUGAAACUCAGCUUCUGUCAGCCUUGAAAGAUGCCUUUCCAGCUGCUGUGAUUAUUGACAGGGUUUCCAUUCCCCGUGAAAAACCAUUUUCUACAACACAGGAGCAGAUGAAUGCAUUUAGACAUCAACUUUCUAUACAGAUUGAGGCUCUUGUGGACAAACGACAUUUCCAACUAGACCUCCUUAAACCAAAGGACAAAGACUAUUUUUUCAUCGGUUACUUAACAUUCAAAAGCUCAACUGAUGGUCAGGCAGUGCACAAUGCACUACGAAGAAAUCUUUUGAUAGGAGAGAGACCUGUCUCAAUGGAAGCCUUGUUGUUUACCUCCAUUUUGGUACAAAAAGAAGUAUACCAAAUCUUUAAGGAUGAUAUCAAGGAAGCAACAGCAGACCUUAUAAAAGGUUCUGAAAAACUUAACAUCAAAGAAAGUGAGAGGCGGGAUGGUAACUUCACCAUUGACAUUCGUGCAGACAAUGUUGCAGACCUACGUGAAGCAAAGAUGGUGAUCCAUGAAAUAACACAGGGCGACAUACUUGACUGCAGCAUUUCAGAAUUAAUGAGAAGAAAUCUACUAUCCUUCACAUCAAAAGAUAUUCUUAAGAGAAUCAUGUCUUCUUCUGGAACAUAUAUCCUGGCAGACAGAAGAAUGUCUUCUUUAGCUAUUUAUGGUAGUGAAAGAGCAAGAACUGUGGCCAAAAUUGAAAUAAACAAAUACUUGGAUGAUAUGGUUUCCCAGAAAGUGUGUGAUAUACCCCUUUCCAGCAGUGACAGACCACCAGGUGUCAUGAAAGCUUUGAUGCAGACCUAUGGCCUUGACCUUCAGAGGCUGACCCAAGAAACAGGUGCUACACAUCUGAAACUUGAUCUGCGUCACCAUACUCUUUGCUUUCAAGGCACUGAUGAUGCAUUCAACAAACUAGAGCAAGCCGUACAAGCGUGCAUCGAUGGAUUACCUAAUAAACCCACUGUAAAGGAAAACUCAAUUGACUGUGUGGUUUGUUUCUGCCCCAUUGAUGACAGUGUUUUCAGGAUAGAAUGUUGUGGUCACCCAUACUGUCAAGAAUGUAUCACAAAUCAGAUACGUGUAGCCAUUGAGGAGAAAAACUUUCCUAUUACAUGUGCCCAGGAAGGGUGUGAAGAGCUAAUAGAGUGGAGAACCCUCAACAAACUAACAACAGAACCAAUGAAGAGAGCAUUGGUGGCCUCAUCAACUAUGGCCUUUGUUUCCAAAGCUCCUGAAGCUUAUACCUACUGUGGCACCCCUGACUGUCCUAUGGUGUACCAGAUCACGGAGAAUGGGAAACCUUUCACCUGCUGUAACUGUCAGGUAACCACCUGCACCACAUGCAAGAUAGAAUACCAUCAGGGCUUGUCCUGUGCCAUGUACCAGGGAAUGAAGAGAGAUAAAAACAUAAGCCUGAAAGUUUGGCUGGAAAAAGAUCCUCAGAAUCGUAGGAAAUGCCCUCAGUGCAAAGCCCCCAUUGAAAAAAACGGAGGUUGUAAUCAUAUGACUUGUCUUAGCUGUAAAAAGCACAUUUGCUGGCAGUGCAAUGCAAUUUUUGACAGUGGAACUGUGUGUUACGAUCACUUGACAAGAUGCGGAGGAAUAUUCCCUAAUAAUAUGUAGUAUAGUGAAUUGUAGGGAUUGAAAAGCAGUGUUUUAAGAAUUAUAUGUCCACAAGGUCUAGUUGAAAAUACAAGAAAUAUAAAAUGUCAGUACUGUUCACUCACAAAUUCUUCAUAAUAUUCGGAAAUGAAGGGUCCCUGGGAGGAGGGAAAAAGCGUGACUGGCACUCUCUUACAUAGAAAGCAGGUACAAGUGAAAAUGCAACUUAAAUAUCUUAUCAUAUAAUUUCUAUUUCAGACAGAAACUUCUGUUAAUCAAAACUAUAUCAUAUAAUCAACAUAAUUCAUAAUAAUUGUACCUGAAUUGAAUUGUUCUGAAUAUCUUGCCAUGGAUAUGAAUGCAGCCUUUUCAUACAUAAUUAGCAAAGAUCCAUGAACUAUCACAGGGAAACACCCUCACCUGCAGCAGUUAAGAAUUAACAAGAAAUAAGCCUGCGCUUAUGUAAAAUUUACUUCAGUAAGUGUAAAAGAAAUCUACUGACAAUAUGGAAAAUUUCUAUUGUCAGAAGAAUACUGUCCAUUUUGACCUGCUCAUUAUUUAGUUCAUUUUAUCAUUAUAAUACUGUAUUGUAGAUAUUCAACAGACCAUAAUCUUAAUAUAAAAUUUGUUACCAACUCCAAAAUAACCUUUGAUAUAUAAAAUGAAAUAUCAAUUUACAUUUAUUAGACAGUUGAUUUUUAUGAGAAUGUUAUUCAUUUCCUAAACUCUGUUAUAAUUUUUCAUAAUCAAUAUUGGUAUUUUUAACAGCUUGGGGGCCCUUUGGAUGAUAUCAUCGUAAUAUUAUGCCAAAGUGUAAAACCUUUUUUUUUUUUUGUUUAUAAAUGAAAAUUAUCAAACACAAGAUAAUAUACUUUCAUACCAUUAGCUUGUCCAGAUCUCACCCUUAUGGGAUAUACCAAUCUUGUCAGUAGAAGAUAUCACAGAGCUUGUAGAUAUUGUAUUGAACACCACAAUCUUAAUCUAUAAAGGGGAAUUCCAUAAGAAGAAACACAUAGCAACCAUGGGCAGUCCAUUGGUCCAGUUAUGGUUAAUUUGUAUAUGGAGAGCUUUGAGGUAGCUGCAUUGGGGUCUUUGCCCAAUCCUCCACGUGUUUGCCACAGGGACCACAUAACUGCUAUCUCUGACUUUAUCAACAGCCAAUACGAUAACGUAAGUUCAAUGUAGAGCUGGAAGAAAACAAUUCUAUUGCUUUCCUUGAUUUGUCAAUCACAUGUGAGAGUGACAGCCAUCUGAGCCUGAGUCUACAGGAAGGCCACACAUAACCAACCAAUACAAACUUCCAGUUGCACCACCAGCUACAUCAGAAACUAUGGGUCGUAGUAACUCUUAAACACAGGUGCAACACCAUCAUGACUAAUGAAGAAGACAAAACAUUGGAGAAAAAGACACUGGAUGAAGCUCUCACGGUGUGUGGUUACCCACCUUGGGCCUUAAAACUGCAUCAGGAAUGGACAGCAGUGACCAACUGAGCCAACAGUCUUAUUGUAAACUUGCACCAUCUAAAAAUUAUAGCGUUAGCAUGGCUUUUAGACCCCAGUGCACAUUGAAACAACACCUAGUGGCACCAAAGGACAAGACCCCUCAAGAACAACGAUGUGGGACUACAUAAGAUCAACUGCUGUGACCGCAAUUCUUUUUACAUUGGUGAGACAGGUAAACAGUUGAAGACCAGGGUCAGUGAACACAGAAAAUCAGUGACUGCAGUUUAGGCAAUACCAGCUCUGCCAUUUCUGAACAUGUUAUAGACACUGGCUUGUGUUUGUUAAUUUUCAUUUACAAUCCAACUACCAAGCUAAUGAACAUAUUUGUUCUUUUGUUAUUUAUGUUACUUUUUUUGAUGUUUUAGACAAGUAUAAAAGUAAAAAUUGGAAGAGGAUUUUGAUUGGAUGGUAAAUGCAGGUGUGAUAAUCUUUGUCCACUUUUAAGAAUAAAAUGUUUAGGUGGAAUGUGCUCUCGACUACUCAAAGCAAUGCUGCAAGAUUGUACAACUAUCACAUUUUCUUAACAAAAUUGCAUGAACCAGAUUUUUAAUGUUGAGAAGAAGGAUAACUUUUCAUGAAGUACAGUAGUGGCUCAUUCUUUUCAAUGGAGGAAAGGACCCAUUUCAUAUACUUGGGUUUUGGAAUUAUUUUAAGUUAUACUUCUAAAUGGUAUUUUUUGGUACUUUUACAAUGUAUAAAAUAACUAUUUUAAAAGUAGCCAGCUUUUCAAUGUUGUUACCAUCACUCAAUAGGAAUGUAAUACAGUAUCUAUAGAAUUAGCAAUUUUCACCAUUGAAAAGACCGAGUUAUUACCGCUCUGUCAAAC